GCUGGUAACCGCGAAAGGAUAAGGAGGGGUAAAAGAGGAAGUGUGACCGGCGUUGAGCGCAUAUAGGUAGUCGUGAGAGGAGUCAGUCGGUGACGGGUUGUGUCUUUAGUGCUGUAGUGAAGAGUUUUGUCGAGCCGCUUGUGUUAAAAAAUGAGCUGGCAGGAUUACGUUGACAAGCAGCUGCUCGCGUCUAGAUGUGUUACCAAAGCUGCAAUCGGAGGACACGAUGGCAAUGUCUGGGCAAAGUCUGAGGGCUUCGAAGGUGACAAAGAGGAGCUGGCAAAAUUGGCAGGAUUCGACGAUCAGGAUAUUCUGACCUCGUCGGGCGUCACCUUGGCCGGCAACAGGUACAUUUACUUGUCGGGAACGGAUCGAGUGAUAAGGGCAAAACUUGGCAAGGUCGGCGUUCACUGCAUGAACACGCAAUCGGUAGUUGUCUCCCUGUACGAAGACCCAUACAGCCACAGCAAAGCCGCGUCAGUCGUUGAAAAACUCGGGGACUACCUCCUGGCCUGCGGCUAUUAGGUUGGUAUACAUAGGUAUAUAUGUACAUACGAC
Messenger RNA from Osmia bicornis bicornis, 558 nucleotides. RefSeq names its product profilin. The record is from RefSeq and is a predicted model, not a curated record. Gene Ontology annotation, cellular component: cell cortex. NCBI's taxonomy places the organism in Eukaryota, Metazoa, Arthropoda, Insecta, Hymenoptera, Megachilidae. Gene Ontology annotation, molecular function: actin monomer binding.